This is a messenger RNA of Pistacia vera, 450 nucleotides long. RefSeq lists its product as uncharacterized. Lineage: Eukaryota; Viridiplantae; Streptophyta; Magnoliopsida; Sapindales; Anacardiaceae. The record is from RefSeq and is a predicted model, not a curated record. The transcript has a single exon. The coding region runs from base 1 to 450 and encodes 149 amino acids.
AUGAGUCCAUACAAAGGAGAAAAUGUAAGAUAUCACUUGGAAGAUUUUCGACGUGCUCGAACAAGGCAAUUACGUGCACCAACUGGAAAGAAAGAAAAAUUCAAUUAUCUACAUUCGUCGUGCAGAAAUAUUGUUGAACGAACUUUUGGUGUGUGGAAAGCACGUUGGUCUAUUUUGAGAGAUAUGCCUACCUUCCAUAUUGACACACAACGAGAUAUUGUGCUUGCGACUAUGGCAAUCCACAACUACAUUAGAAAAAAGAACACACCAGACAUGGCUUUUCAAGUAGCUGAGAAUGAAACAUAUAUGUCUUCAUUAGAUGGAGAAGGAGCACCCUCGUCGGAUGGAGAUAAUGCUUUUACCAAUGAUGAUUAUUUUACCAAUGGUGAAAAUACUGCUUAUUGGAUGGCUAUGCGUGAUUUGAUUGCAACUGAAAUUUGUACCAUAUAG